Closterium sp. NIES-65 is the source of this 7525-nucleotide messenger RNA. Lineage: Eukaryota; Viridiplantae; Streptophyta; Zygnematophyceae; Desmidiales; Closteriaceae. The record is from the annotation of a GenBank genome assembly.
AUGCCUCCCCAUUUGCCCGGCCAGUCCGGUCACGGAUUGCAAGCAGGAGGGCACGGACACGGGGCGGCAGUAACAGGUCUUGCGCCUGCUGCAGACCGCAUGGGGGGCAGCGAGGGGGGAAGCUUGGGGGGAGCCUGGGCUGGGAGCAACGAGGGGGGAAGCUUGGGAGGUGCCCGGUUCGGAGGCAGUGAGGGGGGGAGUCAGGGGGGAGACAUGAGGCAGCCUGGCGGACAAGGGCUAGGGAUGCCAGGGGGGGUUUCUGUGGCGGCUGGUGCGCCUGGGACGCGUCUGUCUGGUGCUGGUGGUUCUGUGGGAGUGGGGGUUGGAGAGGGGGAGAGAGCAGCAGCAGCGGCAGCAGCAGCGGCGGCAGCAGCACAAGCAAGAGCUGAAGCCGGUGAUCCAAAGCACAGGCUGGGAGGGGACACGGAUGCAUCCCACAUCAGACCCUUCGCGCUCCCUCCUACUCCGUCUCCUCCUCCUGCUGCUGCUGCUUCUCCUGCUGCUCCUGCUGCUACUCCCGCUCGCCCAAACGCGUCAGCAGCAGCAGAGAUGGGAUCUGGUUUCGCUAGCAGCAGCCACGCAGCAGCAGUGCCAGCAGCAGCAGCAGCCGAUGCAGCCUCUGGGUUCAUAUCCCCCCACACAGACGCUGCUGCUCCUGCAGCAGCGGCAGCUGGGGGUGGGGCGGCACAUGUGGACUGGCGCUUAGGACAGGGUCACGCUGCCUCUGGGGUUGGGGCUGCAGCUGAGUCCGGGGAGAGCAAAGCGGCUGGGAAAGCGGGUGGUGGGCAUGGGGAUGGGGAGGGAGCGUUUGCAGGGAGAGGGAGGGGAGUGAGAGGUCUGGGUCGAGGGGGACGAGGCGGGGGACGGGGAGGAGGAGGAGGGGGAGGAGGAGGGGGUGGGGGAGGUGUUGGUGGUGUGGCGGGUGUGGUUGUUUCAGCAGGAGGAGAAGGAGAGGAGGGAAGAGGGGGAGGUGAGGGAGGCAGGGGAGGAGGUGGGAGUGGAAUAGAGGAAGGUACUGAAGCUGGUGCAGGGAUAGCACUUCAGGCGGGAGGAGCAGAGGCGGGGGGCGGGGAGGGGGGGGAACUGGGCCCAGAGGCGGGGGGAGGGGGAACAAAGGGGAGGGAGGGGAGGGCGGAGGGCGAGGGGGGAGGGGGGCGAGGAGUGGUAGGGGAGAGGGGGGAAGAGGAGGGGCUGGGCAGGCAGGGGCCGGCGAAAAAGUUUGUCAGCAAGGCCAAAGCAGCAGCAGCAGCCACAGCAGCAGCAGCGGCUGCUACAGCGUCUGCCCCCACGCCAGGUCCCCACCCCCCUGCAGGCCGGCCAAAAGCCGGCCCGGGAGCAGCAACUGGGGCAGCAGGGGGAGCAGCAGCAGGGGCGGCUGGGCCUGGUGGUAGGCCCACUGCUCCUGUGUCGAUGUCAGCACAGGAGGCAGAGGUAGCAGAGGCGCUCUUUGACUUUGCCAACCUGCUCGCGUUUGGAUCAAAUGAAGCCGAAGAGGAAGCACCACUCAAGAAGCGGAGAGGGGCAGCGGCAGCAGCAGCAGCAGCAGCAGCAGCAGCAGCGGCGGCAGCGGGUCAAGCGGGAGGUGAAAUCUCUGCUAAAGCAGCCGCAAUGGCCGCAGCACAGACCGUACCAGCAGGUGCAACAGCAGCAGCAGCAGGAGCAGCAGGAGCGGGGGCGGCUGUAGGAGGGGGAGGAGGAGCAGGUGGGAAAGCAGGCAGUGCCCCUUCCACCCCACCGGAGGUAUCAGGUCCCAUAGGGCAGGUGCUUUCCCUCCCACCCACCCUCGGUCCAGCCAGCAGAGAUCCUCAGGGACCCUUUUCCGCUGCUGUUGCUGCUGCAGCAGCAGCAGGUGCUGCUGGUGGCCCUUCAGGUGUAAACCCAGGUGCAGGAUCAACGAGUCUUCUGGGCACCCCCCUGGCCUCGCCUCGCGCUGUCCUGCCUUCUCCGCCUCUAGGGUUCCCCAUUGCAGCAGCAGCUGGGGCGGGGAUGGGCGUGGGCGCGGGCGGGCAGGGCGCAGGGGCGGCGGCUGAUGUGUCUCGGCUGCUUGUGUGUGGGGGGAAUGAGGCGGAUGGACGGGGGCAGUAUGGGGGAGGGGCGGGGGGAGCAGGGGGGGGGGAUGGGGGGAGGAGCAGGGGAGGGGGUUGUGGGGCCGGGAGACGGCAGCACCAGGCAGGCCAAGCACAGCCCUGCCUCCUCUGCCGUCCUCCGUGCCCCUGCGGCUGCCUCCCUGGCUGCUGCAGCAGGGCCCUGUACACUCGCCCCCUUCGCCUCCCUCUCUCACAAUACUUCCCCCCUGUCUCCGCCACCCCCCUCCCCGCCCCCUUCCCUACAGACGGCAGCACCAGGCAGACCAAGCAUGGCCCAGCCUCCUCUGCUGCCCUCCGCGCCCCUGCUGCCGCCGCCCUGGCUGCUGCUGCAGGCCCCUUACACUCCCCCUCCGCCCCUCCUGUGCCAGGCAUUGCAGGGGCAGUGGGUAGCGGUGGGGGUAUGUUGGGCGGGGUAACAGGGGGUGCCAGUGGGGGGGCACAGGGGACACAACCCCUGCUUCACGUCUCACCUCCUCUUCCAUUACCCGGCCAUGCUGGCCCUGCCGUCGCUGCUCCCACUGCUGCUACUGCUUCUGCUGCCCCUCCUCCCCUGCGCCCGCCCCACCCAAUCGCACCCUCAAGUGCAGCCACUACAGGUGCCACCGGGGGAGGUGCAUCUGGAACAGGCACAGCUGGUCUUCUCAGUAUCGCCCCAAGGGCUCUAGCUCCCAGGCCCAUCGCCCCUCUAACAGGCCAGCCAAACCCAGGGGCAAUGGCAGGAGGGCUUGGGGUUGGGGUUGCGCCUCUGACGAUGCCCAACCCUGCUGCGGUUCUUCCCCCGCAAGCGGCUGGUUUUGGCUCCAUGGGCCAGAAUCGGAUGCUGCUUCCUGUUCCCACUUUGAACGCUGCAGCAGCUGCUGCGGGUGCCGGUCCUGGUUCCGGUCCUGGUACCCCUGGGGCAGCUGCGGGUGCUGGUGGUGGUGGUGCGGAUACAGGAGCAGGAGCAGGAGGAGGAGCAGCAGCAGGAGGUGUAGUUGGAACAGGGGUGGUAGGGGCAGUGAAGGACCAACGGCAAACGGGUAGGCAUCUAACUUUAGAAAAUCUUCUCGGUGCUGCCAGCUCAGCACGAGGUGGCGCACAUGCUAGCGCAGCCCGCCCUGUCACAUCACCUUCGGCGCUCCUCCGAGCCACCGCCGUGCCAGGUCCGGUGGCCGGCUCGCCAGGCUCGGCGGCAGGGACGGCUGGCGCCGCGGCAAGCCCCCCUGGUUCGGCAUCGCAGAACCUGUCGAGUGUGUUGGCUGCUGCUAGGGCUGCCUCUUCUGCUGCCCGGGGCACUCCUCUGGCCGCCGGGGCUCCUGGUCCUCCUGGUGCUGCAUCUGCUUCUCCUGCUUUUUCUGCUGCUGCAUCUGCUUCUCCUGCUCCUUCUGCUGCUGCAUCUGCUUCUCCUGCUCCUUCUGCUGCUGCUCCUGCUAACGCCACUGCUGCAGGAGCUACUGCAAGUCCCAUGCUACCCGCAGGAGCAGCAGCAGCAGCAGCAGCAGCAGCAGCAGGGGGUGGGGUUCCGGCCUUUCACAACUCUGUCCCAUCCUAUUCUCCUCUCGCUGGUGGAAACCCAUCCUUUGCCCCGAAUUCCCAUGGGCUCGCUUCUUCCCAUGCUCACGCCACCGCCGUUGCCCAUGCUGCCUCCACUCCCCCCCCGCAGCUGUUUGCUUCCCCGCUCACUGGUGCACCGCUGGCACCAGGGGGGCAGGGAGCGGAGAAGGGGGGGAAGGGGGCGGGAGAGGCAAAGGGGCCUGGUGGAGUGGUGGGUGCGGGAGGAGAGGGGGGAGUGGACCAGCAGACGAGGCUGCGCAUGGGGCUGCCAUCAGCCAUGCCUGCCACUACAGACAGCAAGGACAAGUGGCCGCCGCAGCUGCAGCAGCUGCGAAUGGGACCACCGUCAGCCACGGCCACCACUACAGACAGCAAGGACCAGUGGCCGCCGCAGCAGCAGCAGUCACUGCGCUCUAACAAGCUUGAGCUUGAUCUCAUGUCCCCACCCGGCAACGGUCUUUCGCUGCUGGUUCCGAGUUCAGAGCGGUUGGGAGCGGUGGACGAGGAGGAGACAGCGGAAGGGGAGAGCAAGACGCAUGUGCAACGCUUCCCCCCUCCGCCCGCCCACCUUGCCCCCAUGCACCACACUCCCCCCGGCAUGCCCCACAAUCCCCCUGGGAUGCCCCCAUCCGGGGCACCUACUCACGGAGCAGCAGCAGCAGCAGCAGCCGCAGCGGCUGCAGCAGCGGCAGCUGCUGCGUCUAUGCCUUUGCCGUUAGGGUUGGGAGGGUGGCCGAUUCCUGGGAUUGGGUUUUUCCCUCAGGCUGCAGCUGCGGCAGCAGCGGCUGCAGCUGCUGCUGGGUGGCCCCCUCCCUCUGCUGGAGGCCCCUCCUCGCUUCCCUCCUCUCUCCCCUCCUCUCUUGCCUCGUCUCUCCCCUCCUCGCUUCCCUCGUCUCUCCCCUCUUCCCUCCCUGCCUCCCUGUCGCAUACAGGGCCGUCACUGCUCCAGCAUGCUGGAGUGGCGUCACUGGCACAUGCAGGGAGGGACGAUGGGGUCUCCUCACCUGCUCCUCCUGGCCAUCCGUCGCAGCACACUCUCCCUCAACCGCCCCCAGGCUUACUCCCUCUGCCUUCGCAGCAGCAGCAGCAGCAGCUGCACGGGCGGCGGCCUUGGAAACGUUGUGCUCUGCACGUUUACAUCGCCCACUUUAUUGAGCUCAACCGGCAUGUAGCACGUCAACAGCAGCAGCAACAGCAACAGCAGCAGCAGCAACAACAGCAGCAGCAGCAACAGCAGCAGCAGCAUCACCACCACCCGUUCUACCCCCCGCAUUUCAGCAACUAUGCAGCGGCGGCAGCGGCGGCGGCAGCAGCAGCGGUAGCAGCUUCAAAGCAGCAGCCUCCGUAUGGGAUGGCCAUGCCGGGGCAUAUUCCUGGUGCGCCUCCCUUUGGCUUGCAAGCAGGUGGGGCAGCAGGCGGAGCAGCAAGUGCAGCAGCAGCGGCAGGUGCAGCGGCAGCGGCAGCGGCUGCAGCAGCAGGGGCGGCAGGCGGGGCAGCAGGUACAGGUGUGGCUCAAGCUCCCCUGCCUUCCGCUCUCCCUGUUCCUCUCUCAGCCCCCCCAACAGUCUCUGCUGCCGCUGCUGCUGCCGCUGCCGCUACCGCUGCAGUAGCUUCGGCAGCUGCAACUUCGACGGCGCCAGCAUCGGCAGCUGCAUCCGCGCCCGGUGCAGCAGGUUUGGCGCCUGGAGCUUCUCCGAGCCUCCCACACGGUUUGGGAACGGGUGCAAGUGGGGCAGGGGCAGGGAAGGAUAAGGUGGUUACUGGCUCGGAAGGAGGAGAGAAAAAUGGCGUGAGCAGAGGGGUCAGUGGGCAGGUGGCAAGUAUGGUUGGUGCUUCAGGUGCUCCGGUUCAGAGCGGUGCUGCAGGGGGGCCGUCCACCCACCUGAGAAUACCUGGGCUUUUCCCCGCAGGGGUGGUUCAGGCAGGGGUGGCACAGGCAGGGGCGGCACAGGCAGGGGCGGCACAGGCAGGGGCGGCACAGGCAGGGGCGGCACAGGCAGGGGCGGCACAGGCAGGGGCAGCACAGGCAGGGGCGGCACAGGCAGGGGCGGCACAGGCAGGGGCAGCACAGGCAGGGGUGGCACAGGUAGGGGUGGCACAGGUAGGGGCGGCACCGGCAGGGGUAGGGCAAGGGGUUGGGCAAGGGGUUGGGCAAGCAAGUGCAGGGCAGGCGGGAAUGGGACAGGCAGGGGCAGUGGCACGAGGGUCUGGACAGGCAGGGGUGGGGCAUCCAGGGGCGGUGGCAGCAGGGGCGGCUCAAGCAGGGGCGGUUCAACCAGGGCCGGUUCAACCAGGGGCAGUGCCAGCAGGUGUUAUCCAGAGGCCAGGAGGGCAGGGAUUGGGGAUGGGGCUACCAGGUGCGGUGCUGCCAGGGAAUGCGGGGCAGCAUAAGGGGAGUACUCUAUUACCACCUCUGUUGUUGCCACAGCAGCAGCUGGGGCAGCAGCAGCAGCAGCACCUGAAUGUCCUUCCAUGUGUGGCUGCUGGAUCGCCAUCGCCUCCGCUGCCACUGCCGCUGCCACAGCAGCAGCAGCAGCAGCAGUUGGGCCAGCAGCAGCGGCAGCAGCAGCAGCAGCAGCAGCAGCAGCAGAAGGGGAAUGUCCUUCCACGUGUAACCGGCGCCUCACCAUCUCCACCGCUGCCACAGCAGCAGCUGCAGCAGCAGCAGGGGCAGCUGGGGCAGCAGCCGCAUGUUGGGAUGCAGCAGAGACCUGUGUUGCUACCACGGCUGCCACAGCCGCAGCAGCAGCAGCAGCAGCAGCAGCAGGCGAAGCCAACACAGUUAGCACCACAUAAAGUGCUAUUGCCAAAGCUGCAGCAACAAUCCCAGCAGUCUCUACUGAACCAGCAGCAGCAACAGCCCCUGCAGCAGCAGCAGCAGGUGAGGGAGGGGCAGGAACCAGUGCAGAAGAGAAUGAGAACGGAGAAGCAGCAGGUGCAGGGGGUAGCAACAGCAGGGCAGGCAGGCACUGUGGGGGCAGGCAGUGGUGCAGGGGCAGGGAACGCUAACGGGGCUGGUGCUGCUGUUGCUCCUGGUUUGAAGCCGCAAGGAAGGCAGAUGCAGCCGGGACAGGUGGUAUCAGGGCAAAUGCUACCAGGACAGGUGCUAUCGGGGCAGGUGCAGCCGGGACAGGUGCUACCAGGGCAGGUGCUACCAGGGCAGGUGCUACCAGGGCAGGUGCUACCAAGGCAGGUGCUACCAGGGCAGGUGCUACCUGGGCCGGUACCGCUGGCCCAGGUGCAGCCGGGGCAGGUGCAGCCGGGGCAGGUGCAGCCGGGGCAGGUGCAGCCGGGGCAGGUACAACUCCAGCCCAGGCAGGUGCCCCCGGGACAGGUGCAGGCAGGGCAGGUGCAGCUGGGGCAGGUGCCACCUGUUGCAGCAGCACCUGUUGUGGCACCUGUUGCAGCAGCACCUGUUGUGGCACCUGUUGCAGCAGCAGCAGCGUCCGUGGCACCAACACCAGCAGCAGCACCAGCAGCAGCAGCACCAGCAGCAUCUGUGUCAAAUCCUGUUGCACCACUGCCUGUUCCACUAGGGGCGCAGGGGCAGGCGCAGGGGCAUGGGCAUGGGCCUGCUGAGAAGGUGGUAUUUGGGCAGGUGCUUCCAGGGCAGGUGCUUCCAGGGCAGGUGCCACCUGGCAAGGAGUCGGCAGUUUCCAUUACAAACCUAGGGAGCAAUGCAGCAAAGGCCACAGAGCAGCAGCAGCAGCAGCAGCAGCAGCACAAUAAAGGUGUGCCUGUGCCUCCAGCACCACUCACGUGUGCUAUCAAGGGAAGUCCUGUUCCUGUUCCCUCUGCACAGGCGUCUGCUGCUAAGGUUGCUCCUGUGCUUGUUCCUUCCCCCCACCUCCGUUCCCCCUAUCCCCGUUUCCCCCGCCUCCGUUCCCCCCACCCCUGUUUCGCCA